AUGACCCGCCACUUGCGAAUUGGACUGCAUGGUCAUGGCCGAAAGCACGCGUCUGGCAUCAAAGGAACCACAAAGAACCCAAGCCUAGCGCCUCAAAGAACCCAACAGCACGGUACUGGUCUCCAGGGCUCUGGUUCGAAGAUGGGAGUUGUCCCAGCAAAGACCUCGAACGAUCGUCCCCUGAAAUGGACAAAUCGAUAG
Penicillium canescens is the source of this 201-nucleotide messenger RNA. RefSeq lists its product as uncharacterized. The transcript has a single exon. The record is from RefSeq and is a predicted model, not a curated record. Bases 1 to 201 code for a protein of 66 amino acids. Lineage: Eukaryota; Fungi; Ascomycota; Eurotiomycetes; Eurotiales; Aspergillaceae.